Acanthosepion pharaonis is the source of this 906-nucleotide messenger RNA. Lineage: Eukaryota; Metazoa; Mollusca; Cephalopoda; Sepiida; Sepiidae. The record is from the annotation of a GenBank genome assembly.
AUGUCUCUCUCUCACUAUCCUUCUCUCUCUGUCUAUCCUUCUCUCUCUCUACUUCUCUCUCUCUAUAUAUAUAUCCUUCUCUCUCUAUCUCUCAAUCUAUCGUUCUCUUUCUCCCUAUCCUUCUCUCACUCUAUCCUUCUUUUUCUGCUUAUCUAUCCUUCUGUCUCUAUCAAUCUAUCCUCCUCUCUCACUAUCUAUCUAUCUAUCUAUCUAUCUAUCUAUCCUUCUCUCUCUCUAUUAAUCUAUCCAUCUCUCUGCAUCUAUCCUUUCUCUCUAUCUAUCCUCUUUCUAUCUAACCUUUCUCUCUAUUCUUCUCUCUCUAUCUCCUUCUAUCUAUCUAUCCUUCUCUCUCUCUCUCUCUCUCUCUCUCUCUCUCUCUCUAUCUAUCAAUCUAUCUAUCACUUCACUCUCUCCCUGCUCCUUCUAUCUAUCUCCUCAUGUUCAUAUUCAUUUUUCUUCUUUUCACCUCCUCCUCACAAUAAUUUAUCACAAUCUAUCUAUCUAUCUAUCUAUCUAUCUAAGUUUGUUUAUAUCUAUUUUGGAAGCUAUCACAGUCUAUCUAUCUAUCUAUCUAUCUAUCUAUCUAUCUAUCUAUCUAUCUAUCUAAGUUUGUUCAUACCUACUUUGGAAGUUAUCAUAGUCUAUCUAUCUAUCUAUCUAUCUAUCUAUAAAUUUGUUCAUACCUACUUUGGAAGUUAUCACAGUCUCUAUAUCUAUCUAUCUAUCUAUGGAUAUUCUGCAUACUGUUGUAUGCUCCAUGAGCACCGUAUCUAUCUAUCUAUCUAUCUAUCUAUCUAUCUAUCUAUCUAUCUAUCUAUUUCAGUCUGUUCAUUAUCUAUCUAUCUAUCUAUCUAUCUAUCUAUCUAUCUUACUCUCUUUGCCAAGCAUUUAUGGCCUUAUGAGUAA